CGUCACCCCCUCCCAAAAAUACACGGCGCGCGGCAGCCGGGGCGAGGUGGUGGCCUCGUUCGGCUCCGUCCAGGGUCCCUCCUGGAGCGGUGGGGGCGGCCGCGGUUGUACCCCGAAAGUUUUUGGUUCCCCGGAAGAAAAUUUGACAAAAAGCUACAAAUUCAUGUUUCAGAAAGCGCUUGACAUCCGGGAAGCGCUGUCUUGGAGGAUCGAGGAGCUCGGUGACGUGCUGAAGAGCCACCAUCACCUGGAGGACUUCGCCUCGGUUUUUGUUGCCGUCCCCGCGUAGGAGCCGGUGACGGUGCUGGGCCAGAUCGGUUGUGACAGCAACGGGAAGCUCAACGCCAAAUCGGUGGUGCUGGAGGGCGACCGAGAACGUUCCUCGGGUGGACAAAUCCCUCUCGACCUCUCGGAGCUGAAGGAAUAUUCCCUCUUCCCCGGCCAGAUCGUGGCGCUGGAGGGGACCAACAGCACCGGGAAGAGGAUGGUGGUCUCGAAGCUCUACGAGGGGGUGCCCCUUCCCUUCCACACGCCGACGGAGCCGGCCCCAGAGCAGAGGAUGGUGCUGGUGGCCUGCGGGCCCUACACCACCUCCGACAGCAUCGCCUACGACCCGCUCACCGACCUCGUCGAGGUGAUCUGCCGCGACCGCCCCGACGUCUGCGUCCUGUUUGGGCCGUUCCUGGAUGCCAAGCACGAGCAAGUGGAGAACUGCCAGCUCCUGGGGUUCUUCGCCGAGGUCUUCAAGCUCUGCCUGAAGACGAUAAUCGAAGGGACGAGAAGCGCCGGCUCUCAGCUCGUCUUCGUCCCCUCGCUGCGGGACGUCCACCACGACUACGUCUACCCGCAGCCGCCGUUCCUCUACCCUGAGCUGCCGAAGGACGACAAACCGCGCGUGCACUUCGUUUCGGACCCCUGCACCCUGGAGGUCGACGGCGUCGUUUUCGGCCUCACCUCCACCGACCUGCUCUUCCACAUGGGUGCCGAGGAGAUCAGCAGCUCAUCCGGGAUCUCGGACAGGUUCACACGAAUCCUGAAGCACAUCCUGACGCAGCGGAGUUACUACCCGCUGUACCCCCCCUCAGAGGAGCUGAACGUUGACUACGAGAACUUCUACAGCUACGCCUCGUUACCCGUCACACCGGAUGUCCUUGUCACCCCCUCGGAGCUGCGGUACUUUGUUAAG
Molecule: messenger RNA, 1186 nt
Organism: Fulmarus glacialis (Northern fulmar)
Lineage: Eukaryota; Metazoa; Chordata; Aves; Procellariiformes; Procellariidae
Gene: POLA2
Product: polymerase (DNA directed), alpha 2, accessory subunit
Exons: 12
Biological process (GO): DNA replication; DNA replication initiation
Cellular component (GO): alpha DNA polymerase:primase complex
Molecular function (GO): DNA binding
Source: RefSeq, a predicted model, not a curated record